Molecule: messenger RNA, 978 nt
Organism: Fusarium sp. VM40
Lineage: Eukaryota; Fungi; Ascomycota; Sordariomycetes; Hypocreales; Nectriaceae
Source: the annotation of a GenBank genome assembly
AUGGAGAUUACGGUCAAGCGCUUUGCCGCUAUUCUGCCGAUGGUCCGGGUCGGUGCGGGGCUGAUAACGGUAACAGUUUGCCUACUCACACUACCCCGCAACGGUGUGGAACGAAAGAUUACGUGCCGGCCAACAACACCACCAGAGAGCCUGGGCCGCCUUAUCCACGACGUUACGGGGCUCAUCGACAAGCCUGAGCUUAACAGUGAGAAGCGAAACAAGCUUGAGAGUAAGACUCAGCCUGAUAGCGCUUCGCUCGAUAGCACCUGGGGAAGGCACUGGAUCUUACAAGACGUGCGCGCUGGACAGGCGAACCCGGCGCUCAAGGGUAUUAGAGGUAUGCGACGUAUUCUAGUCGAUGACGACGGGCCUUUGAGAAGCGCAGUCGACCGUGACGUUAUCCUCAAGACACUCAGGCCUGGCCGUCCACGCCCGUGCCCACACCUGUCGGCCAAGAUCACCAAACAAGUCGACGAUCAGCUGGAGGCUGAUCAAUCAGAGACUUUCAAUGAUUCACAAGAUCGGGUACUGUCAUCAUUGUUGAGUCGCCGGUCUGUUACAACGGAGGAUCUUACUACUCUCAACGCUACGGCCCAUUCCACCACGGCCCAGUCACCUCUCAACACACAAUCCGAGACUGGCCACCAUACGAUUGAACUUGACACCGGUCACCCCUCUUUCUUGGGCGAUCUGGAAGAUGCACUCAGUGACACUACACGAGGAUACCUCAACGGACUGCGAACCAUACGUGAUAAUAUUAUCAUCGGCGCUGAGAAUACGGCGCGCGACGUUACCACAGCGAAACAGCAUGAGACUGACGCAGAGGUACAAGCCAAUGCAGGACGUGAGCGAGAUGAGGAACUGGAACGAAUGGCGAGUCGCUUAAAUCGUGCGAGGCAACCGCUGAUAGCGCUUCAAAAAGCACACCGUAAGCAUGACCUGGCGAUAGAGAUGGUGGAGGGUGAGGUACCAAGGUGA